Adineta ricciae is the source of this 1243-nucleotide messenger RNA. NCBI's taxonomy places the organism in Eukaryota, Metazoa, Rotifera, Eurotatoria, Adinetida, Adinetidae. The record is from the annotation of a GenBank genome assembly.
GUAUUUAGAAGAAAAUUUAGUUGUAUUACCAGUUAAUAUAUUUUCAAUUAUUUCAUAUAUAUUUAUUUAUCAUUAAUAUUAUGCUGCUAUAGUGAUGAACAUCAAUAGUAAUAACAAUAGCUCAAUUGGCAUGAAUAUUUCGUUUUAUCAAGAUCAUCAAACUAUAGAACAAGAAUUAGAACGUGCUCAAGAACAAAAUGAAAAGAAGAAGAAGAAGAAGAAAUUUCAUGGAAAUCGUAAAUUACAACGAUAUCGCGGAGAGCUUCGCCAACGAGGUAUGAAUACAUCAGUUAAUACAGAAUCAUCAGUAGAUAUUUGGCAUGGUCAUGUGUCUAAACCAUCUGCUGAAAAGUAUUCAAUAUGCCAUACAUAUGGAAGAUCGAAAGCUGUGAUUGAAGAACGUACCAGAGUAAUCGAAAAACAAUUAAAACAAGCACAAAAUGUCAUUGCACAAUUUCNCGGAAGAUCGAAAUCUGUGAUUGAAGAACGUAUCAGAGUAAUCGAAAAACAUUUAAAACAAGCACAAGAUGCAAUAACACAGUUUGAAGAAAAGAUCUUAUCAGAAUGUGAAAGAAAUCAAGAUUGUUUAAGCGUAUUGAAAGAAUUAAGCACAAUUAUUUAUCAAUUAGUUCAACAAAAGCAACAAAUUGUAAAAGAUAAAUUCGAAUAUCAAAGAAAAAUGUUACUUUUCAAUGCAACUGACCAUCUGUUACUUCAACAUUUCUUCGAUAUUGAACCAAACAAUAGACAUAUCACAUGGGCAAGGCAUAUAUGGAAAGCAACAAAGGAUCAACUGGUAAUAGAAGAAGAUGCUGCUUUGUUACAACAUCGUCUUAUAUCUACAACAUUAAUACCAACAUCUGAUCUACUUCAUAAAAUCAUAAAUAAUAUUAAUACAAAUAUUCAAAAACUCAAUAAUCCAUUAACCGACACAACAACAACUUAUACUUCAUCGAACACCAUUGAAACACUGAUAACUUUGAAGAAAGAUAUUAUUCAAGAAGCUAUCUUUAUCCAUCAGAAAGAACAUGAACAAAUCCAAACAAUUGUACAUACAGAACAGAACGAAUUUUUAGCUCAAAAUAGAUAUAUGGAGUCAACAUUUGAAUACCAGAACCGUGUGAAUGAAGCUAUCGAACAACGUCGACAACAUAUGAUCGAACGUGCACACUAUGCGAAACAAUUCCUUCUAUACGCAUCCUUUAAUCUAACAGAUCGUCCACCAUCAAUGAACGAUUCCUAG